GGCUGCAUCUCAUACUAAACUCACACAGAAUCGCACACACGGCCACGGAGAGAGUGCUCAACAUAAGACACACACGUACGGCGCUACCUGCCUGAGCAGAGCUACAGGAAAACACACACUCACAGAAAACAUAGGAGUGGACGCGGCGAACCGUGGGUGUAGAAGGGGAUCAUUCUUAAAGGACAGACUGACCACUGGACUUAAAGGAUUUAAAGGACAUGUGGUCUUUUGAAGAGGAGGGGAACACAACCUGGAGAGAGGGGGUGUAUUUUUGGAAUUGAAACGGGGGAGGAGGGGCGGAGAUUUUUCCCACUCUUCCGGAAUGACCAGUGAGCAUUUGGGCCAAGGGGAGUAGGGAGAGGGAGAAGGAGGGGGCAAUUUUUUGGGUGAGCUGUUGUUUUGGGGGGCGUAUCGUGGGUGUGUGUUUAGACACACAAGUCAUCCGUUUCUGGGUGUGCAGGGGGUGUGUGUGAUCGUGUGUCGAUACACACAGGCUAUUCCGUAUGCUGCAGAUGGUUCGCACCCUCGCCCAGUUCUCUAUAGCGCUGGACGAGAUGCAAGAGAAUGGAGAGAACACCAGCGAAGAAGGAAGACAAGAGAGAGAGGAGGGAGGAGGAGAGGAACUGAUGGACAGGGAUGCAGCUGAUCGCCAUGGGAACACUAACGGGAAUGCAUCUGGGAGUGCCAAUGGAAAUGGAACUGGGAACACGAACAGGAAUGGAACUGGGAGUGCCAAUGGGAAUGGAAAUAUGGCAAACGGGAAUGGUCUUGGAGCCGAUAUGAGAAGACAUGUCAUGAUGACCCUCCUGGACACUGAGCAGUCUUAUGUGGAGUCGCUCCGGACACUCAUACAGGGCUAUAUGCGGCCUCUGAAGCAGCCAGACAGUGGAUCCCUAGUUGAUCCCUCAUUGGUGGAUGAGAUGUUUUAUCAGAUCCCAGAGAUCCUGGAGCACCAUGAGCACUUCCUGGAACAGGUCACCGGCUGCAUUAGCCAAUGGCACGACAGACAGACCGUGGGUCAGUUGCUUAUCCAAUCGUUCUCCAAAGAGAUUCUUGCUAAUAUUUAUUCAGCAUACAUCGAUAACUUUCUGAACGCCAAAGACGCAGUGAGGAUCGCAAAGGAGGCCAAGCCGGCAUUCCUCAAGUUCCUGGAGGUGAGUAAGUACCAGGGCAAGAUCUGUUUCUGGAUCACUGGAACUUAG
This is a messenger RNA of Salvelinus sp. IW2-2015, 1202 nucleotides long. RefSeq names its product rho guanine nucleotide exchange factor 17-like. The record is from RefSeq and is a predicted model, not a curated record. Gene Ontology annotation, molecular function: guanyl-nucleotide exchange factor activity. Gene Ontology annotation, biological process: actin cytoskeleton organization. NCBI's taxonomy places the organism in Eukaryota, Metazoa, Chordata, Actinopteri, Salmoniformes, Salmonidae.